Amaranthus tricolor (Joseph's coat) is the source of this 1941-nucleotide messenger RNA. Its product is annotated as UDP-glucuronate 4-epimerase 6-like. Bases 176 to 1528 code for a protein of 450 amino acids. The record is from RefSeq and is a predicted model, not a curated record. Lineage: Eukaryota; Viridiplantae; Streptophyta; Magnoliopsida; Caryophyllales; Amaranthaceae. The transcript has 2 exons.
UCUUCUAAUCUCUUCUUCAGGGCUCAAUUAAUUUCCACUUGCUCAUCAAAUUCUGAGUCCUUUUCUUUUCUUUUCUUUUUUUUUUUUUAAUCUUUUUCUUCCAAAAAUACUUAGGAUAACUAAAAUACAUAAAUAAUCAAAAAAUCAUUACAAUAUAGUAUCAUAAAAAUAAAGCAUGGCAUUACCUCAAGAGUUAAGCAAGAAUAUAAAACUAGAAAGGUACAACAGUUAUAUACACCGUGUAAACAAUAAUACAAAACUAUUAGCAGCUUCUUCCAAGCUUCUAUUUAGGGCAACCCUUUUGGUGGCACUUCUACUUGUAUUCUUCUUUACCCUUAAUUACUCUGCUGGUAUUGGUAGUGAUGAUGGUCAAAAUGCAUCUAUUCAUAUAACCAAUCGGUUAUUCAAUUCGGGCUUUUACGGGUCUGGAGCCACCUGGGAAAAACAGGUGCGUCAGUCCUCUACCCCACAACGCCCGAACGGAUUUUCUAUACUUGUUACUGGCGCUGCGGGGUUUGUUGGCACCCAUUGCUCGAUCGCCCUGAAAAAACGGGGCGAUGGAGUAUUGGGAUUGGACAAUUUCAACACUUAUUAUGACCCAUCUCUUAAACGGGCUAGGCAAAACUUACUGACAAGGCAUCAAAUCUUUAUAGUGGAAGCAGAUCUAAAUGACACCCCAAUGUUGAACAAGUUGUUUGACAUAGUUCCCUUCACCCAUGUGCUCCAUCUAGCGGCCCAAGCUGGAGUCCGUUAUGCUAUGAAAAACCCACAAUCCUACGUUCAAUCCAACAUUGCGGGCUUUAUUAACCUUUUAGAAGUAGCAAAGGCCGCUGACCCGCAGCCCGCCAUCGUUUGGGCCUCUUCGAGUUCUGUCUAUGGGCUUAAUAAAGAUAAUCCAUUCUCGGAAAUUGACCGGACAGACCAGCCCGCUAGUCUUUAUGCUGCCACAAAAAAGGCCGGGGAAGAAAUAGCCCAUACUUAUAACCAUAUAUACGGGAUUUCCCUUACCGGGCUUCGGUUCUUUACUGUUUAUGGCCCGUGGGGUCGACCUGACAUGGCUUACUUUUUUUUCACUAAGGACAUUUUGCAAGGAAAGCCCAUUAGUAUAUAUAAGACCCAUGAUGGACAUGAGGUGGCGCGUGACUUCACGUAUAUUGAUGAUAUUGUGAAGGGUUGCGUUGGGGCGCUUGAUACGGCUGAGAAGAGUACCGGAAGUGGUGGCCAAAAACGAGGCCCGGCACAAUUGAGGGUUUACAAUUUGGGUAAUACUAGUCCGGUUGGGGUUGGGAAGCUAGUUUCUAUAUUGGAAGGGUUGUUGAAUGUUAAGGCUAAAAAACAUGUGAUCACAAUGCCAAGAAAUGGAGAUGUGCCCUUUACACAUGCUAAUGUUACCUUGGCCCGAAAAGAUUUCGGGUACAAGCCUACUACGGAUUUGGCUACCGGGCUAAGAAAGUUCGUUAAAUGGUAUGUUGGUUAUUAUGGGGUACAAUCAAGGGUAAAAAAGGAAAGCCCUUUAAGUACCGAAUGAUUAACUAAUGAAAAUUAAUGAAUAGUUUAAUACUAUUGUCUGUCCUUCUGAUUUGCUACUAAAAGUGAUUUUUUCUUUCAUAAUAUGUCAUUUUUAAUAGCAAACUUUUCUAUUUAGUUUUUUUAUGAAAAAUAUCAUUUUUGGUUGGGGAUGAAUGAAGAUGAUAUACUAUACAUAUAGAAACUUCAUAAGUGUUUAUAAUAUAUCCAAAAAAGUGUAAAGCCCAGGUGAUCUCGAGGGGAUUUGGAUAAUGAUCUUCUCUUAAAGUAGAGUAGAUGAGAUACCAAAAAUAUAUUAAAAUGUUAAUUAAAAUUGUAUAAUUUUGGAAUUAAGACUCUGACUUAUUAUUGUUGUUGUAUUGAAAUUGUAUAAUCAAAAGAAUAUAUGACAUCAAUUAUAGUUUUGUUCCUAAA